Xiphophorus hellerii (green swordtail) is the source of this 2234-nucleotide messenger RNA. It is a transcript of the gene cln3, whose product is annotated as CLN3 lysosomal/endosomal transmembrane protein, battenin. The transcript has 15 exons. Gene Ontology annotation, cellular component: membrane; lysosome. The record is from RefSeq and is a predicted model, not a curated record. Bases 178 to 1356 code for a protein of 392 amino acids. Lineage: Eukaryota; Metazoa; Chordata; Actinopteri; Cyprinodontiformes; Poeciliidae. Gene Ontology annotation, biological process: lysosome organization; regulation of intracellular pH.
GGAACGGAAGGCUCUGGUGUGUUUCUAGGCGAGCAUUUUCAAAUGAAACACACAACUUGUGACGUUUUUUGGGUAAACAGUAGACAAAGUCAGUCUUCUGUUGUUUUUUUGAAACUGAGAAUGUUGGUGAACGUUGACUCUGGGACGUUUUGGUAGCUUGUUUCGGUGGAUGUUUUCAUGGUUAGGACCAUGGAGCGCUCAGCCAGCAUUAAUGCGGACCAACCCGAGCAGCUUGGUACUAAUGGUUGUUGCGUUAAAUGGCGCAACUGGUGCGGCUUUUGGCUCCUUGGACUCUGCAACAACUUUGCUUAUGUGGUCAUGCUGAGUGCGGCUCAUGACAUCCUGGAAAAGCAAGAAUCAAAAAACUCAACAGUGACUGCCUCAGAUCAGCUGGCUGUGGGUCUCCGAGCUGGAAACCGUAGCAACAGCAGUCGGUACGACUGCAGUCCUGUCAGCACAGGGGCUGUGCUGCUGGCUGACAUUCUUCCAACACUCUUCAUCAAGAUUUCGGCUCCCUUUGUGAUCCACAAAGUACCCUAUGGUUUUCGGGUGCUGUUUUGUGUCGCCAUGGCAGCAGCAAGUUUCCUGCUUGUUUCCUUUUCCUCUGCUGUGUGGCUAAGUAUUAUUGGAGUGAUCUUUGCAAGUAUAAGCUCUGGGCUGGGGGAACUAUCAUUCCUGUCACUCAGUGUUUUCUUCAACAGGAAUGUUCUGGAAGGAUGGGGUUCUGGCACUGGUGCUGCUGGUGUUGCUGGUUCCCUCCUCUAUGCAGGCCUCAUCCAAGCACAUCUCUCCCCCCGGACCACACUGCUCAUCAUGCUAAUUGUUCCGAUUGCCAUGCUAGUUAGCUAUUUCGUUCUGCUGGUUCCUGAACCUUCUCUACCUCAGUGGAGCAGGUCAGAGACAGAGUGUCCACCUGUGGACUCAGAGGAACGACAGCGACUGAUGGACGAAUCAGAAGAUGACCUGGAGACAUCAGCUCCAGAGGACAGGACCAUGGGACCGGUCACCCUGCAGGAGAAGUUAGCUGUCAUCAAGGGCUUGUUAUUACCGUUUGUUAUUCCUCUGGGACUGGUCUACUUUGCUGAGUACUUCAUCAACCAAGGCUUGAUGGAGCUCCUGUUUUUUCACAACUCUUCCUUAUCACAUGCGGAACAGUAUCGCUGGUACCAGACCCUAUACCAGGUUGGUGUGUUUGUGUCCCGAUCCUCUCUGCGUUUGAAAAAGUUCAGGAAAACUUGGAUUUUCUCGCUACUGCAGGUGGUGAACGCAGUAUUCCUCAUCUUUGCUGUGCUCUUCCAACCUGAAAGGUCUGGAAGGUUGAUACACCAGCAGAUCUUUAAUGUGUCGUGGUGCUAAGUUUUUCACUGAUUUAUAAAUAAACAACAGUAAUUCUUGAUUCUUUUUUGUUGUAUUUAAAUAUAUACCAGAUAGUAUUGAAGUAUUAUUUUAAUGUUAGUUUUAAACAGGUUUAUUUGUACUAUUAGUUUUAAAGGUUAACUUCUUGCAGCCUAAUCAGGGACUGGGCUGUUAACAGGACAAUGGUUCCUUUUUAACAUUCCUCAUCAAAUAAACUUGAAAUAUAUCAGUUUCUCAGUAGAUAUUUAUAGAUAUCAGAAGAGCACUAAUAUGCCAAUAAAUAAAACUUUGGAAAUGGAAAAACCUCUCAUUUUUUUCAAUAAAUGAUAUCCUAACCUUUAGACUAAACAAUCUGAACAGCAAGCUGGAAGCUCUGUCAUUAGAUGAGUUUUACAGUGCCUUUAAAAAGGUUCAAUCAAGUUUUUGCUUCAAAAAUGAGCCUUUACUACCAUUUUUAGUUUCUACUAGGAGUUAUACAUUUUUUUCUUUUUUAGCACUUGUUGCUACAUUAACUGCGUUAAACUUUUGGGAACUUUUGGAUUGAUUGUAAGGGUGUCAGUGGUCCAACUGGAUCAAUGAACCCACCCGUUGAACAAUGUUCAGAGCUAUAAUGAGUCAAAUUUAAUCCGCUUUCAACUUUUAGUUAUGAACAUACAAUUAGCUUAUUACUCACAAGAAAAUAGUUACAUCAUGCACCGAUAAGCUUUUGAAGAUGUGCCUUGUGUUCUCAGAAAUGUCUCCAAAAACGAACCAGUGUGCUCAUUCCUACUGUUGUGAUCAUAAAGCCAUGGCUGACAUGCUCUAUUUUUAUCAUGAGUUUGUGUAUGAUUUUAUGCCCAUGUCUAUCUUCAUUUGUUGAAUAAAGAAUGAUGUUUUAA